Messenger RNA from Hypomesus transpacificus, 3784 nucleotides. RefSeq names its product zinc finger protein 710a (gene znf710a). Gene Ontology annotation, biological process: regulation of transcription by RNA polymerase II. Lineage: Eukaryota; Metazoa; Chordata; Actinopteri; Osmeriformes; Osmeridae. Gene Ontology annotation, molecular function: RNA polymerase II cis-regulatory region sequence-specific DNA binding; DNA-binding transcription factor activity. The record is from RefSeq and is a predicted model, not a curated record. The transcript is spliced from 5 exons. The coding region runs from base 38 to 2125 and encodes 695 amino acids.
AGCUGGAUUUUUUUACUCCACUCAUUUCUCCUGAAGGAUGAGAUCCCUGAAACACCUCAAACAUCACACCAGGAACAAUGUGGAGGAGGAGAGUGGCCGUCUGGUGCGGUGUUACCCCAAGGUGAUGGAGGGCCAGGUGGACGCAGGGACCCAGACAGACCCUGUGGUUGUGCUGUCCCUGGCCCAGGCUGCCGUGCUGGGCCUCAUCUCUCAGAAUGAGAUUUUCGGAGCCACCAUCGCCCCCAAUGGCUUCUACAUGGGAGAGCCCAGGGAGGGGCCCCCUGCACCUCCCGAGGGAGUGGAGUACGAGUGCGCUGACCAGCUGAUCGGGGCAAACGGGGACUACCUGGCCGAACCUGGGGGGGAGCAAGAGGGCCAGCCUCACGGCAGUGAGAGGAGGAGGCCUGGGCCCCGAGGGAGGACCAAGAGGGCCAGGAGGGAAGGGGAUCCAGGGGAGCCCUCUCACAGGCCCCCUAGCCCACGCACCCCUCAAGUGAAAGGGGAGCGUUUGGACUCGGCCAGCCUCCCUCCCUGCGUUCACAUGGUGAACGGCCGCAGCCCGAGCAAACAGGAGGAAGCCCUCCCCCACAGGGGGCCGGUGAAAGAGGAGCAGGCCUGUGGGAGCUGCCCGGCGUGUGUCAAGGAGACAUCCAGCCAGCCGAAGGACUCACGGCCGGAGGAGAGGAGGGAGACGAGGAGAGCGGAGCGAGGGGGCCAGGAGCUGGCGGUGGAUGAGGAGGAGGAGGAGGAGGAAGCGUUGAACCUCAAGACUGGUAGGGACAGCGAGAGUCCCCCCAUGAGUCGCUACUACGAGUCCAGCGAGGUAGCUUACGAGGCUGCCGACAUGGCCUUGCCGGGGGACUACGAGGAGGGGGCCCAGGCCAUGCUGUGGGCCGACCCGGAGGGCCACUUGGCCCGGCGCAUGCAGAUCGACCGCCUGGACAUCAACGUGCAGAUCGAUGAGUCCUACUGCGUGGACGUGGGCGAGGGCCUGAAGCGCUGGAAGUGUCGCAUGUGCGAGAAGUCGUACACGUCCAAGUACAACCUGGUCACUCACAUCCUGGGCCACAACGGCAUCAAGCCCCACGAGUGCCUGCACUGUGGCAAGCUGUUCAAGCAGCCCAGCCACCUCCAGACCCACCUGCUCACCCACCAAGGCACCAGGCCCCACAAGUGCACCGUCUGCAAGAAAGCCUUCACCCAGACCAGCCACCUGAAGAGGCACAUGCUGCAGCACUCGGACGUCAAGCCCUACAGCUGCCGCUUCUGCGGCCGCGGCUUCGCCUACCCCAGCGAGCUGCGCACGCACGAGAGCAAGCACGAGAACGGUCAUUGCCACGUCUGCUCGCAGUGCGGCAUGGAGUUCCCUACGUACGCCCACCUCAAGCGCCACCAGACCAGCCACCAGGGGCCCGCCACCUUUCAGUGCCCCGAGUGCCACAAGUCGUUCGCCUAUCGCAGCCAGCUGCAGAACCACCUGAUGAAGCACCAGAACGUGCGGCCCUAUGUGUGCCCAGAGUGCGGCAUGGAGUUUGUUCAGAUCCACCACCUCCGACAGCACGCCCUCACUCACAAGGUACUGACCGUGAAGGGCAUGAAGGAGUUCAAAUGUGACGUGUGCGCCCGCGAGUUUACCCUCUCCGCCAACCUGAAGAGGCACAUGCUCAUCCACACCAGUAUCAGGCCCUUCCAGUGCCACGUCUGCUUCAAGACCUUCGUCCAGAAGCAAACCCUCAAGACGCACAUGAUCGUCCACCUGCCCGUCAAGCCCUUCAAAUGCAAGGUGUGCGGGAAGUCUUUCAACCGAAUGUACAACCUCCUGGGCCACAUGCACCUCCAUGCUGGCAGCAAGCCCUUCAAGUGUCCUUACUGCACCAGCAAGUUCAACCUGAAGGGCAACCUGAGCCGACACAUGAAGGUUAAACACGGCAUACUGGACGCCUCCAUAGAGGAACAAGAAACCCCUGCAGACAUGGAGGGUCAGGAAGACUACGAGGAGGAGAGCUUUGAAUUCAGCGAGCGAGAGAACCUGGCAAGCAACAAUACGCCAGACAUCGCUAAACUGUCUGAAAUUGAGUAUUACAGCAGCUAUGGAAAGGGUGCAGGGCGGUACAACACUGCAUGAAUUAUUUAAAGAGACUACAAAUUGCAUAAAAGUGUGAACAAAUAAAAGGGUAGCGCCAUAAACUGCUACUGACCUAGGCACAAUGGGCUUUUACUUUCUGUAAGGGCAUUGGGUUAACAUGGCAGGAUAUACACAUUUAUAUGCACUGGAAUCUCUAUUCUCGUGUUCUAAAGUUUGUAGACUGCCCUCCCAACCCUCCUUUGUAUUUACGACAACAACUUUGUGAAUCUACUGAAACAUUAUUAUUUAGUCAAAUUUGCAGUUUCACAAUGUCAACACUGGGGUCUAUACAACACACCCCAAGAGCUGAACUCAGCAUAGCACAUUCUUGGGAAAUGCAUAUAGAUUUAAUUUGAUCUAAUGCACUUUCUUAGAUCUCCAUCACUUUUAAGAAAGUCGGCUGGCUUAUUAGUAAAGUAUUGAAGGCUGUGGACACAAAAGUGAGCGGGUUUACUCCGUUCAUGUAAUUUACCAAAGCCUCAGUUCCAGCAGGUGUCAUAAUUCAAGGCAAACAAUUUCCUCUCUGUAUCAGAUUCAUACUGUGACUAGUUAGAGCUACAUCUCAUUGACUCUAAAAACUACUUACAUAGGAUUUGUUUAUAUUUAAUUUUACUUGAGUAUAUUCCUCAAAUGAUAAAACGGUCUGAUUCUGUACUAUGAUUGAUGAAUGGCACUGAAAAAACUGUUUAUUCCUCUGUUUGGCACUGAAUGAGUUUGUGAACAAAUUGAUCUGAAGUUCCUGUAUUGGCAAGGAACAAGUGUAUCAGUGAUCACCAGUUGGAGAAGGCAAUUUUACUAUCCAAAACCCAACAGGAAGGUGCAAAAUACAACUCACCACAAGGAUUGCAAUUCAGCUGUCCUGUUAUUGCAGCCACUGUACCAAAGAAUAUAUAAUUCAGUCGCAAUGCUCCGGACCAAGGUGGUAGCAAUCCUUGUGGCCCUCUUCCUGAUCUUGUCUCCAGCAAAACUGGAACGUUUCGAUUUAAUGUGGCCCAAUAGCAGACCUCAUGUAAUUACAUUUAGGGUUUCUUCUCUUCACACUCUGAUGUUUCCAAAAGAUUAUUCCAGAGCAGCCUCCUGCAGCUUUUUCUAAAAACUUCACAAUUCAUGUCCUGCCCAGGCUUCAAUGGGACAGACUGGAACAUUUUUCAAAAACAAUGUAAACUCUGCAUGCUUAUUGCAGUUUGGGUUUUCAUGGAUGAAUCUCAAAAGGAAUUGUCCCCAAAACUUUGGACAGAAAUAUUAAGUGCCCCUGUGUGUCUGUGAGAGCACGCCAUCCAUCACGCUCCACGCUGGUCCAAAGUGAUGAACGACAACCUCCCAACAUGUGACAGGGCCACGGACCCAGCAGAAAAUGAUUUGGGAUAUUCACAAUAUAUUUCUUUUCCCAGUGCUUAGGCUUUCAAAUGUAUAACCUGCAAACAAGGUAUCCUACAAUGUUGAUAUAGUGCAUUUAUUAUCCAACAUGCUAAUUUGUGAAUUCUCUGUGUUCAUUCCAUCACUGUUGUAGUGCUGAAACAAAGGGGGACUAAAACCAUCUUGAAAUUUGAAUGGCUUUCUGUAUUGUUACACAUUGAUGUGGAUAUGCUGUCGAUAGAGCUGUAUGUAAAAUGUUGUGUACCAGACAAUACUGUAAAAUAAUAAAUUUAUUUACCUUUA